GGAAAAUCUAUCUGCAGGCCAUCAAACGAAUAACGGAAACAAUCGCAAAGAAGCCGACGUAGCCCUUGAUAUAGUGAAGUUUUUGAACACAACUGAAAAAAUAUGGGUUUAUAACUCUAGUGAAACGACCCACUUAUCAUGCAAGGUGGAUGUCGUUCAUAAUGUAACAAAUAAUAGCAGCUACAUCACCAGGUAUUAUUUAUUGAACCUCACCGUAUAUAACGACACCUUUAUAGCAGAUCUUCUGGAAAAUGAAUAUACUGGAGACAUUGGCAUGCCAAACGAAAUGAAAAUUAGGAAUUGAGAGCACAAAACUAAAUUUGAAACACUAACUUACCAAAGCCCUGACAACAAAUGCGCUGUUUUCUUUGUGAGCUUCUUUAACGACUCAGGGAAGCACCGUAAGAUGUCACAUUUAUCCUUGGCCAGGAAGUGCUGACAGAAAAUAUUGCAGAAAGAAACAUAUAUCUGCAGACAUGUCAGUAUACAAAGGAGACUUAAAAUGUAUACGAUGUGGUUUCUGCAAUGAAGGUGGUAGAAAGAAGUCAUUUGUGUGUUUACUGGUGGAGUCUUUCUGCGAUCGUAUCUAAGAAAUCUAUGAUGUUUACCUUAUUUCACUAAGCAGAAUAAUAAAGAAAAUGUUUUAGUCAAAACUAAUCUCAAAGCAAAUGCGGGACUAUGCUGAGAUUCAGUGCUAACAGGAAAACACCGGCAACUGCUUCUCCAAUUGCUGCAUGGGAAGGUCAACAACCAGAUUUAAUGGCAAAAGCUCCUACGCAAAAAAUGACGCACAGUGAAUAGUUGAAGUAGAGAAAUGUCAUGGAAUAUUUCGCCGACGUAGAAAAGGGAAGAUUCAGUUUGAUAUACGCGAUAACUGAUUAAAGGUCUUCUGGAUACGAUACCGCUUUAGAACACUGCGGAACGCAGCAAUGCCAUUGCACAGCUUGUGUAUAACUCUUUUCUUUUGUACGGUACUGCCAACUAUAAUUUGCAGCGGCAAUGUUGAUUACGAUGACGAGUAUUAUUACUACGAAGAAACAAGUACCCAGGAAAAUGAAUCUGGAGACCAUCAAACGAAUAACGGAAAAAAUCCCCAAAAGGAUGAAGUGGACCUUGAUAUAGCGAAGUUUUUGAACACAACUGAAAAAAUAUGGGUUUAUAACUCUACUGAAGCUACCGAUAUAUCAUGCAAGGUGGAUGUCGUUCAUAAUGUAACGAAUAAUACCUGCUACUUCACCAGAUACUACUUAUCGAACCACACCCCAAAACACGACGACUUUAGUGCAGAUCUCCUGAAAAAUCCGUAUUCUCCUGGUCACAGUGGCACGCCAGACGAAAUGAAAAUUAGGGACGGAGAUCCCAAUACUCCAUUUGAGACACUAAUUUACCAAAGUGCCGACAACCUAUGCGCUGUUUUCUAUCUGAACUUCCCGAGCAACAUGAGAGUUUCAUCAUGGUUUGAACUUCGACUGAAAAAUUCUUCUUUAGAAAAUGGUCCUAAUAAAGAGUGCAUGCAGGAUUAUGCUGAUUAUCUUUCUACUAAAAAACUAAACACACAUUUUAACUAUACUUCUGAAUGCCAAUGCAUAUUCCAAUAA
Messenger RNA from Dermacentor silvarum, 1598 nucleotides. RefSeq lists its product as uncharacterized. NCBI's taxonomy places the organism in Eukaryota, Metazoa, Arthropoda, Arachnida, Ixodida, Ixodidae. Bases 930 to 1598 code for a protein of 222 amino acids. The record is from RefSeq and is a predicted model, not a curated record. The transcript is spliced from 10 exons.